Molecule: messenger RNA, 375 nt
Organism: Botrytis fragariae
Lineage: Eukaryota; Fungi; Ascomycota; Leotiomycetes; Helotiales; Sclerotiniaceae
Exons: 1
Coding region: 1-375 (124 amino acids)
Source: RefSeq, a predicted model, not a curated record
AUGGCUGCGAUUGGGACAUCGAUUGGAGUUGAGACGACUGGAUUGGAGGCAAUAAAUAUGGAUGUGGCUUUGACGACGGUUGUGGCGUUAGGUAUUAAGACGGGACUUGUUGUUGGACAAAUGUUUGCGGCUGAUGCAGCUGUCAACGUUCAAGAGAAUUGUGCCGACCAAAACUUUCAUAUCGUUCAUCAAGAGGUUGCUGUUGUUGAGAGGAUUCUAGCGAUUGAGACUGUGAUGGUUGUUGUUAUGGGGCAUUUGAGUGACUAUCUUGAGAAGGUGGAUUAUUUGGCGGUAUAUAGCGUGGUGGAAAGCCUAUGUAAUCGCUUUGAGUAUUGCCAUGUUCGUCGUAAGAGUUACCAUCAUGACCGUGCAUGA